Lolium perenne is the source of this 926-nucleotide messenger RNA. The record is from RefSeq and is a predicted model, not a curated record. Lineage: Eukaryota; Viridiplantae; Streptophyta; Magnoliopsida; Poales; Poaceae.
UAAUCAGCAAACGAAAUCACAGCGCCACAUCAUCUCACCAACAUGAAUGGGCUGGCCUCCCGACGGCGAGGUUACCUCUCCCACACGUCGGCGCGUGGCUGGGAGCGAGCUGACAAUCCGGCCAAGCCCGCGCCAUCGGCCGCGGCGGCAGCGAUGACCUCGUCCAAGUUCUGCCUCCGAUGGAUCUUCGGCCGCUGAACUCGCGCCUGCUCCCCGCCUCCAACAUCCUCCGCCAUCCCCCGCCGGCAAGAUCCCGCGCCACAUCCCGCCCCGACCUACUCCACCUCUCCACCGCUGCUCCUCGCAUCCUCCUACCACUGGCCCGCGCGAGACUCAGCGCGGCCGCCCGCGCACACCGCCUCCUCGAGGGUGUGGAUGGGGACGAGGGGACCGCCUUCCGCACGGCCGCCCGCGCACGUCGCCUCGCUCCUCGAGUCGCACCUUCGCUCUCCCGCGCUCUAGGCAUCCGAGGUGCAGGGUUUCCCCCGAUGAUGCGAUGUGGGUGGAGGAUGGGGAGGACGACGACCUGCAACUCAUCAGCUGGGAGUCCGCUGCGUCGCGGGCGGCCACUGCCGCAGGUCAGCCAUACGACACUGCUGCUGCAUACGGUCAGUUUUACUAUAGGAUAUAUCAUUCAGUUUUAGCUAAGGAGGACCUCAAGUGAGCAAAGUUAAGCAUGACAAAGAAGCUAGGAAGGAUGGAGAGAACUGACAGAAAUAUUACAUUUGUCUGAACUGGAAAAUUAAGGAGCUUUGAAUGCUGUCUAUUGCCACCUUCUGUGAAUGAUCAACAAUGAGCUCCUGCACUCACUUUGUGUAUGACUUCAGCACUUACUUGUUCAUCUCCAGUUAAGGUUUUUUCCCGAACUGUAUGAUCAAUAUUGUUACUUCAUAAUAACCAUAUGUGAAUAAAUGAAUUUGGGUGCU